Molecule: messenger RNA, 569 nt
Organism: Rhineura floridana
Lineage: Eukaryota; Metazoa; Chordata; Lepidosauria; Squamata; Rhineuridae
Gene: AGRP
Product: agouti related neuropeptide
Exons: 3
Coding region: 105-569 (154 amino acids)
Biological process (GO): positive regulation of feeding behavior; hormone-mediated signaling pathway; neuropeptide signaling pathway
Cellular component (GO): extracellular region
Molecular function (GO): type 1 melanocortin receptor binding; neuropeptide hormone activity
Source: RefSeq, a predicted model, not a curated record
CCACCCUUGCUCUAACCUGUGUUAUUCUUAGUUUAGGUACCCUCCUGCAUCAUGACUUUGUCUAAGCCCAGCAUCUUGGCACACUUCCCCACCCCAAUCCCCUUAUGUGCAGGUUAAACAGGACCAUGCUGAGGAUUCUGCUGCUGUCCUUAGGACUCCUGCAGGAAAUCCCCAUCAUCCUGGCCUCCAACCCCAACCACAAUCACCGUCUGGAUGAGGGGGGAUCCAUUUUGGAUGAAGGAGGCAGAUCCAGCUAUUCAGGCCUCCUGCAGAUGGUGAAAGCGACACCCCCAGAUUUUGAACAACUGGCUGCUCUGGAGAUGCCAAUAGCCCAAGAUGAUCUUGUGCCAGACACCAAUGUGAUGGAGGCACAGCAGAUGCUGUCGAGGGCCCUGCCGGCUCAGGGGCGGGAGGAGCGCUCUCCGCGGCGAUGUGUCCGCUUGCAGGAAUCCUGCCUUGGGCACAAGCUCCCCUGCUGCGAUCCAUGUGCCACCUGCUACUGCCGCUUCUUCAAUGCCAAUUGCUUUUGCAAGAAAUUUAGCAACACUUUCCCCUGUGGUAGGAACUAG